AUCAGUUUUACCCGUAGACUCGAAGAAUGCACUUCAUACGUGAAAUUGUUCUUGUGCUGCUCGUAGCCAUUCUUGCGGUGCUGGCACAAGAUGUGGAGGUUGUUGUAAAAAUCCCCAAUGGGCAAAUUCGGGGCAUUCAAUCGGGAAAGAUUUAUUCCUUCAAGGGUAUCCCAUAUGCGGAGCCUCCAGUGGGGGAGAAACGCUUCGAACCCGUUGGGAUUAAUCGCGAAAAGUGGUCAGGUGUGAGAGAUGCCACAGAUUAUGGGGCAUACUGCAUCCAAAUGUCCCACAUGGGAUACAGUGAUGAAGCAAAGGUGAUGGGAGAGGAGGAUUGUCUCUUCCUCAAUGUCUUCACAACGAGCAUGGAUAGUGAUCGGAGACUCCCCGUAUUUUUCUAUAUUCACGGUGGGGCUUUUAUGUUCGGCGGUGGGGCUCUCUUUACUCCCGAGAGGAUUCUCGAGCUGCAGGAGGCUGUCUUUGUCACAAUUAACUACCGCGUUGGUGCAAUGGGAUUCCUCAGUACGGAAGAUGAAGUUGUCCCCGGGAAUAUGGGGCUUAAGGAUCAAGUUGUCGCGUUGCAGUGGGUCCGGGAGAAUAUUCACCUCUUCGGCGGUGAUGCCGGUUCAGUCACAAUCACGGGAUUAUCAGCUGGUGGCGCCAGUACGCAUCUUCAUUACUUCUCUCCCCUCUCAGCGGGGCUCUUCCAUCGUGGAUUCUCCCAAAGUGGAUGUGCCCUCAAUCCGUGGGUAUUGGCUGAAAAUUCCAAGAAGAAAGUCACAGCAAUUGCCGUUAAAUUGGGCUGCCCAGCGAGAGAUAACAUCAAGAUGAUUAAUUGCCUAAAAUCCCGCCCAGCUGAGAAGGUUGUCCGGGGGGCUAAGCUCUUCCUGCCGUGGCUGUAUAACCCGUUCUCACCAUUUGGGGUGGUUGUGGAGAAAAAAGGCUCUAAUCCUUUCCUCCCUGAGCAUCCUGAGGAUCUUCUGAGAGCGGGAAAAGUUGCCCAAGUUCCGUGGAUUGUCUCCCUGACGGAUUCUGAGGGACUCUAUCCUGUUGCUGAUUUCGUCGAUCCCCCGUCGAAGCUUGAGGAAAUCAAUAGGAGAUGGGAUGAAUUGGCACCAGCUCUUUUGGAUUACGAAGGAACCGUUGGGAGUAAUGAUCAGACAACUGUUGCAAAGAUAAUAAGAACCUUCUACUUUGAGAAUGAGGAGAUAAAUGAGAAGAACUUCAAUAAGCUCGUGCAGAUGUUCAGUGAUCGUCUCUUUGAUGCAGGGAUCAGUCUCAGUGCUCGUCUUCAUGGGCAAUACGUGAGAGCACCCAACUAUCUCAUCCGCUACACUUAUCCGGCUAUUUUUGGUGUGCAACAUUUCUUCGCGCCACGCUUCAAAUUCACCGGAGCUGGUCAUGGGGAUGACAAUAUGGUUAUCUACAAGACAUCCUUCAGGACAGUUCCAUUGACAUCGAGGGAAAAGGAAAUGGUUGACCUCUAUGCGAAAUUCUUCAUUUCCUACGCAAUGGGGAAACCACGAAUAGGCCUCCUGUCCCUUUUGCCAAUCAAACAGGAUCCCAAACUGCCCUUCAUCCACAUCCAGUCACCCAAAAAUAUUUCCCUGGAAGUUACAAUGGGAUUUGGGAAUGAGAAAUUCUGGUAUUCUCUCCCCAUUUCCGAAUACUCCAAAUGGAAUGCCCCAAGAAAGCCCGAGAGGGUGGAGUUGGUGCGAAAUCUCAUGGAAAAAUUAAUUUUCUUCGUGAUCUUUGCCCUGUGUGGCUCUUCGGUGGCGCAGGAAGUUAUUUUGAAGUUGCCAAAUGGUCCAAUUCGUGGGGAAAAACACCCAGAUUUCUAUUCCUUUAAGGGCUUACCGUAUGCUGAACCCCCCAUUGGGGCUAAACGAUUCCAACCUGUUGAGCUUUUCCGUGGGCAGUGGGAAGAUGUGAGAAAUGCCACGGAAUUCGGUGAGAUUUGCCUUCAGUGGCGUGAAACAACAGCAAAGAAGCUCAGUGGGCAGGAGGAUUGUCUCUUCCUCAAUGUCUACACGCCUCAAGUGGGCACAGAUGUGAAACUUCCGGUGAUUGUGCACUUCCACGGUGGAGGUUUCACUUAUGGGAGUGGAACAUUCUUCAGCCCAGAGCGAAUGCUGCAGCUGGAGCGCGUGGUCUUUGUCUCGGUAAACUAUCGCCUUGGUCCCCUUGGUUUCCUCAGCACGGAGGAUGACGUUGUUCCUGGGAAUAUGGGACUAAAGGAUCAAGCUGUGGCUCUUCAGUGGAUCCAGGAGAAUAUUCAUCUCUUUGGUGGUGAUCGUGAAUCUGUGACUCUUAGUGGAUUUUCAGCUGGUGGAGCGAGUGUUCAUCUCCACUACCUCUCCCCACACUCCGCGGGGUUAUUCCAUCGUGGAAUCUCACACAGUGGAUGUGCCCUCAAUCCGUGGGUAUUGGCUGAGAAUUCACGGGAGAAAGCAAAAUUCCUUGCCAAUCAUUUGGGAUGCCCUACGGAGAAUGUCAAAGAGAUGAUUGAUUGUUUAAGAGGGAAGCCAGCUGAGGAUAUUGUGAGCUGUGUACCACUUUUCCAGCCCUGGCCAUCGCAACCAUUUACCCCUUUUGGGGUUGUUGUGGAAAAGGACACGAAGGAUCCUUUCCUCCCAGCCCAUCCGGAUGUUCUCUACAAAACGGAGAAAUUCUCCAAACUCCCGUGGAUUGUGGGCUACACCGAUGCUGAUGGGGUCUUCCCUGCAGCUGAAUUCCUCCUUGAGCCAACAAUGUUGGAUGCUCUUCAGGAUCGUUGGUCAACCGUUGCACCAUUUGUAUUGGAUUUCAAUGGAACAACCACACAGGGUGAUCAUGAAGAUCUCUCCCAUCGAAUUUUGCGAUUCUACCUUGGCAAUGAGAAACUCUCGCGUGAAACAUUCAGCGCCUUCGUCACAAUGCUAACCGACAGAAUUUUUGCCACAGGAAUCGGUCAGUGUGCUCGUCUCCACAGUCAAGGAGCCCCAACAUACCUCUAUCGCUACGACUAUCCUGCCAUUUUUGGCAUUUGGCAGAUUUAUCUGGGCGUCGAUGCGCGCUACAACGGCGCCGGACAUGGAGAUGACGUCUUUGUCUUGCUACGAAAUAAAAAUGAUCCACGGGACGAACAAACCCCAGCUGAGAAGGAAAUGUGUCGACUCCUCACGCAAAUGUACGUCUCCUUUGCAAAGGAUCCCCAUCCCACCGUUGGCGAUGUCACAUUUGCCCAAGUCAAUGCCCAUGGGUUUGCUUCAUUCCUCCACAUUCGUUCCCCAACAAAUAUCUCCAUGGCUCUGGAGGAGAAUGUCGGCGAAGAAGACUUCUGGCAAUCACUUCCAAUUGAGGAAUCAGGCUUCCUCCCCGGAGGACAUCCCGCACGGAAUACCAUUAAAGGGGAACUCUAGUAAAACAUCCCAUUCUAUGGACAUUCAGCACAUUGUUUUUUUUAUAUCAAAAGAAUCAAAUUGACUUUUUUUUAUACAAA
This is a messenger RNA of Lutzomyia longipalpis, 3478 nucleotides long. RefSeq lists its product as uncharacterized. The record is from RefSeq and is a predicted model, not a curated record. Bases 27 to 3398 code for a protein of 1123 amino acids. The transcript is spliced from 4 exons. NCBI's taxonomy places the organism in Eukaryota, Metazoa, Arthropoda, Insecta, Diptera, Psychodidae.